AAUUAUCCGUAAAUUCCCCAUUAGAUUAAUCAUCAUCAUCAUCAUUAUAAUGAUGAUUUCUUUCAAUUGAAAUCCGAAUCAUAUCAAAGAAUCGAAUCGAACGACGACGAAGAGAGAAAGAACAUUGAGAAUUUGUUUGGUUGUGUGUUGAAAUUUACAAGUUUUUUUUUUCGUGAAAAAAAUCAAAGUUUUUUUGAAAAAAAGAAACGAAAUGCCCACAUGUAAAUCAAUAAAACGUUUAAUUCCAGCAUCAUGUGCAUGGAUUCUAUUAUUAACUACUACCGGAUUAUUUUUUAUUUAUCCCUGCCGUCGUUUACAUGAAGAAUAUCAUUUUUCCAUAACAAUAGCUCAAGCAAUAAUUGCUUUUUAUGUUAUUUCCAAUUUAUUUGCCACUACAUUUGUUGAUCCGGGUAUUAUUAAACGAGCUGAUUCGGAUGAAGAUAAAGAUGAUUUUCGUGCACCAAUCUAUAAAGAAGUACAAAUAAAAGGACAUACUGUACGAAUGAAAUGGUGUUCUACUUGUCAAUUUUAUCGUCCACCAAGAUGUUCACAUUGUUCUGUUUGUGACAAUUGUAUUGAAAAAUUUGAUCAUCAUUGUCCAUGGGUUAAUAAUUGUAUCGGUAGAAGAAAUUAUCGUCAUUUCUUUUUUUUCCUGAUAUUCUUAACCAUACAUAUGAUUACAAUAUUUAGCUGGUGUUUAAUAUUUGUGAUAAAUAAUCGUAAUAAUGUUAAUGAUACGGCUGUUGUUGUUUCAAUUACAUUAAUCGUAAUCAUUACCAUAUUUUUCAUUCCAAUUGUUGGCCUAACUGGUUUUCAUAUUGUACUUGUUGUUCGUGGUCGUACUACAAAUGAACAGGUCACAAGGAAAUUUAAUCGCCAAAUUAAUCCAUUUUCAAAUGGUUUUGGUUAUAAUUUUAUAUUUACUGUUUGUGGACCUAGAUAUCCUGGAUUGCAUACGGCAAACCAUUUAAAAACAACACCAAAAGAUUCAGAUAUUCGAAUCUAUAUGGAUAAUAAACCGGAUAAUAAUGAAAAAAAAUUGGAUGAUUUAAAUUUUUCCGUUGUUGAUAAUCCAAAAGAUAUUUUACUUGAAAGAUUUGAUGAUGGACCAAUUGGAAACACUAAUAGUAAUAAUAAUAAUCCGAAUUUGAAUCAAAAUCAAAAAAGAAUCGUGAAUGAAUCUUAUCAAGAAUCUUCUUCAUUAAUUCGAAAUCAACAACAACAACAUUCGAAUAAUCGAAUUCAACAGCAACAACAACAAUCGAUUAAUCGAUUGGGAAAUAAUAAUGGAUUAAAAGCGGAAGAAAAUCAUGUCGUUACAAUGCAUCAUACGGAAAAUGGUACAAAAGAGACAACAUUUAUUGCAUUAUCGUCAUCAUCAUCAUCAUCGAAUCCGAAUAAUAAUGAUUCGUCGAAUAAUAAAUUAUCAUCAAGUAUAUUUCCAAAUCAAUAUAAUAAUAAAAUAUCAGCAAAAAGUUUAUCGAUUAAUGAAAAAAUAUCAGCAAAUUUAAUGAACAAACAACAACAACAACAACAAUAUUCAUCACCAAUGAAAAAUGAUCAUCCUCAUCAUCGUUUUGGUGGUAAUAUUAAUGUUAAUGCUAAUGGCCCUGAAGGUGGAAUGCUUAUCUAUUAUUCACCUGAUGCAGGCUAUAAUAAUGUAAAUAAUUUACUACAUUCAAAUAACCGAUAUAAUUCGGAUACUGAGCUUCAAAAUUUUCAAUCAUUACCAUCAUCAUCAACAACACAAAUGAAAAAUAAUAAUGGAAAUUUCCUUCAAUAUAUCGAUGAUGAUGAUGAUUCAUUAGAUUUUGGUUUGAAUAGUACAAGCAGUGAUAAUGUAACAACAAAAACGAAAAAAUAUUUUAAACAACCACCACCACCGUCAUCAUCAUCAUCAUCAAAACCAAUGCCUUUUCAAAAAGCAUUAGAUAUUAGCAAUAAAAUUGAACAUCAUCAUCAACAACAACAAAAUAAAAAUAAUGGUGCCAAUACUGGUGUUGUUGGUAGAAACCAGGUUGAAAAUACUGUGAAUAAUAAUUCGAAUCGUCAAAGUCAAUAUGAAAUGAAUUAUGAAAUAUCUGUUUGAAAUGAAAAAAAUUGAUUAAA
Messenger RNA from Dermatophagoides pteronyssinus (European house dust mite), 2109 nucleotides. It is a transcript of the gene Zdhhc8, whose product is annotated as zinc finger DHHC-type containing 8. Gene Ontology annotation, biological process: protein palmitoylation. Gene Ontology annotation, molecular function: palmitoyltransferase activity. NCBI's taxonomy places the organism in Eukaryota, Metazoa, Arthropoda, Arachnida, Sarcoptiformes, Pyroglyphidae. The record is from RefSeq and is a predicted model, not a curated record.